GUUGUCUCUGCUUGUUGCUUUGGUUCUGUGCUCUGGUUUCGUUGUCGUCGAUUUUGCAUGAAAUUUGUUUAUUGGGAAAUAAAAGUUAUGAAAUUAUGAAUAUAAACGUAUUUUGAAAUGUACGUAACUGAGUAUUCCGCGUUUCCCACAGCAAAAAAAUAGUUCGUUUUUUUUUUAUUACGAGUCAUUUCCAUGCAAAAAAUGCCUAAAAUUCAAUUUACUGAAAAGAUUAUUAUGCAUUCUAUUAAGAGAACCAUUAAAAAAAGAAAAAAGGGUAAUCUUAAAGCUACAGUGAAGAAAAUGAUGGUCAUGAUGAACCCAUCCCAAGAUCAGCCAUCUUCAUCUUCAGAUUCCUCCGCUAACCCAAAUAUUCACAAUUUAAAUGAUUUCCUGAGUAGUGGUCGUACAGGGCGAAGAAACGCUCUACCUGACAUACUUAGUGAUCAUUCACUAGUAACAAGUUCAGAAUUACCCUCCCAAUUAGAAGGUUUAUCAACUAAAGAUAAUGAAUUCGAUCCUAAUAAUCCAAGCACAAGCAAACAAACUGAAAGCAUGCGAUAACUGUCACUUACACUUAUUCAGCCAAACAUGUAAAUUUGAUACAAUACGUAAGUACAAAGUUUAUUGUACAGCUGUUUGUUUGGAAAAUAUAAGACCUUCGAUGUCUCAUGUGAUUGUUUUCACAUAGAUUUACCAUGAAGUUUCAGCUUUAAUUUUGCUUGUUCAUUUUUGUACUUUUAUUAAGAGUUACUAUUUUCUGAAGUUAAAAAUUAUAUUUAUUAUUUUUUUUAUUGGGUAUGUUGUUUCAAUAUUGUGAUAGAAAUAGUUGUUAGGUUUCUCUAUUCAGUAUAAUCUGUAAAAUGUGAUUAAUCAUAUCCAGUGUUAUGUGAUAUAAGAUUGAUCUUAGAUCAACGAAGAAUCUCAGUCUGCUAUUUAUUUAUUAUAGUAUCCUCUUUCAUUACUCUGUGCUAAAUCUUCAUUGUGGGAAUUUGUUUUGGGCGAUUUAAUGGUAUUUUUUAGAAUCAGUUUUCAAAAAAGUGCAGUCCUCCUUUGCUGAUGUGGUUAUGAGUGGUGCACUGGCUUGGUGUGCCCCCAAUUAGUGUCUGGAAAGCACUAAUCAAGAUAAGUGUGUCUUGUGCUUUUCAUUCAGAAAAAUACUAUUGCUUUUAUAAUGCCUAUUGAGAUAUUCAAACAUGACACACCGCCCACAAAAAAUACCAAGUUCCCAUAUAGCCUUGUAUUAUUUAUUUUAUUUAUUCAUAAGUUCCUUUGAAUGGAAAAUAUUUCGGCCUACAAAAUCAAUUCACAGAAUAGUUGGAGAUGCUUUUACUUAGUGAUUUUGCCCAGUGGUAUUAAGGCUAGUCAAUUUUGUGAAAGUGAAAACAGAAAUUGUCAAUGAAUACUGUAAUUUGUAUAGCCACAAUAAAUACAAAAUUAUUGCAA
This is a messenger RNA of Coccinella septempunctata (seven-spotted ladybird), 1443 nucleotides long. RefSeq names its product cAMP-dependent protein kinase inhibitor beta-like. The record is from RefSeq and is a predicted model, not a curated record. Gene Ontology annotation, molecular function: cAMP-dependent protein kinase inhibitor activity. Bases 193 to 561 code for a protein of 122 amino acids. The transcript has 2 exons. Gene Ontology annotation, cellular component: cytoplasm; nucleus. Gene Ontology annotation, biological process: negative regulation of cAMP-dependent protein kinase activity. Lineage: Eukaryota; Metazoa; Arthropoda; Insecta; Coleoptera; Coccinellidae.